UAGCUUGGGUGUCAGCCAUCUUUGGAAGGAGAAAUGGGGAGGGGAAUAACAUUGGAAGUUCUAAAGUGAUUUUGACCUGAAGUAUUUGAAAGAAGUUAUAAAGAUGUACAUUAAGCCCAAGGGGAUAUAUAGCCAUUGACAUUCAGAUGCUAGAAGUACAGAGUAUCAAGCUAAGGGACACUAUAGAACAGAAUAAAGGCAUUGAGGAGUAAUUGUGUGUUGUAAGCCACCAAAACCUGGAAUUGCUGCUCCUAGCUCGGCAUUUGUCACCAGGGGGCAGCACAGCAAAAGCAGUUUCAUAGAGGACAGUACUGAACAACUGGAUUGUCGCUAGGAGGCAGCAUUGAACAGAAGAACGGUCACUAGAGGUCAGCAGGUGUAGUGAGGUAGCAUCAUGGCGUCUGGAGGGGAGGAGGGAGACGCUGUAGGAAAGCAGUCUGAAGAUGAGGACAAACCCCAGGACACCACACAAGCAAGUGAUGGCAAGCAAGAGGGGAAGAAGAGAAAGUUUAAGCCUUUGAAGGCCAUGAGGCGUUUCUUCAUGGGCCGUAAACGCAGCAAGACGUCAGAUGACCAGGCUGUCAGCAUAGUUGCUGUACGCUCUGCUAAAUCCACAAGUGAACUGUUACAUGUAAAAGCAGGAGAAGAAAGACCCGUUACCCUUGCAGGUAAUCUGAGUCUGUCGGCAGACAGCAUCUUCUCUCCAGACCAGAAGAAAACCAGUGAGGUCAGAGACCUGAAGGAAGCAGCUUUGUCUUUAGAGGCUUUAAAUACUCAGGCAAUCAAUCUCAAGAGAACUGGGCACUCUACAAGUCGUAGAAGCUUGGGAAGCAUGGACAGCUCGGAGGAUGAUAUAGAGGAAUUUUACCAUCUUCCCAAGCCUGCUUUUAGUCCUGCCAAAAAGGAAAGCAGUGAGGAUGGCAUUCAAGCCAAAGAUGUAGACUUAGAUGCAGUAAAGCAGACAUCAGCUCUUGGUAAUGUGGCUGCCAGACACAAGAUGGCCAUCAGACCUAAGUCAAGGCGAGCUUCAUCCCAGUUCCGCAGCCCACAGAAAAGUGAGCCUCGACCUGCCACGCCUGUGCUGCCCAGUGUGAAUGAAGAGCCACCCCCAAAAUCUAGUCCAAAAAGAGAACAUAAAGAAGAAAAGAAAACUGCCAAGAAGUUUAAAGGUACAUAGGGUAAACUCACCAUGUGAUAUGCAAUUUGCAUGAAGUCAGUGUAGUUUAAACCUAUAAAAGGAUAAAAUGUCUCAAUAUGUUUGUUUUUGUUGAUGUUGUUGCGUUGCUCAGAAUGUUU
Molecule: messenger RNA, 1296 nt
Organism: Lingula anatina
Lineage: Eukaryota; Metazoa; Brachiopoda; Lingulata; Lingulida; Lingulidae
Source: RefSeq, a predicted model, not a curated record